Athalia rosae (coleseed sawfly) is the source of this 3570-nucleotide messenger RNA. Its product is annotated as colorectal mutant cancer protein. The record is from RefSeq and is a predicted model, not a curated record. Lineage: Eukaryota; Metazoa; Arthropoda; Insecta; Hymenoptera; Athaliidae. The transcript is spliced from 14 exons. The coding region runs from base 508 to 3057 and encodes 849 amino acids. Gene Ontology annotation, molecular function: calcium ion binding.
UUUUUAUUGCUUCUGUCGGCAGCAGCAGGAGGAGUAGUGCCUGCCAGCUUAGGGGAAGAUUUGAGGUUAGGGUUAGUGACUCGCUGACAUUUGGCAUGAGUACAGGGGCUCUGUAUGUCGGAAUGUAUCCUGGUGUUUGGCGUAAGGGAAAAUGAUUUUGGAGACAAACGAGUCUAACCGUGAACGAACUUCUGUAUCUCAGCGAGUGUCGUGUUACUGUUAGAAUUGCGAGAUAAUCGGUGCCCGAAUGAUUGGUCGCUUUGUUUGACGUUUUGUAAUUCAGAAGAGAACAGAAAAAAAGGUAAACUAAAGAAGCAGGAAAAGGAGGACAAGGAGGAACGUGAUAUACAUGCACGCGACCGUCCUCUUUCCAUACCCAACACAAACAAAAAUUGGAUAAUGUUUUCAUGCAAUUAAAUACGUGAUUAGACAGACGUAAAGGAAUAUAAUUAAAAUGUCAGGGUUUUACCCGUUUAUUGUGAUGGAUCAAAGUAAGGUUAAGUGAUAAUGUCGAAGACAGCAGAUGCUGAGAGCGAGGCAGGCUCUAUAUGUGACGAGGAACGUGUCAGGAAACUCUUCCAAGCUUGCGAUGGCGAUGGUGAUGGCUUCAUAGACAGUCAGGAUCUGCUGACGGUAUGCCGAGAAUUGAACCUCGAGGACUCCGUCGAGGAGUUGAUGAGAGAACUGGGAGCUGACGAACAAGGGAGGAUAUCCUAUCAGGAGUUUCUCAGACGGAGGUUGGCUCUGCGACCAGAAAUCGAAGCGCUCAGAUCAGGGAAACACAGGUCCAGUCCACAUCACACCACCUCUCAUACCAUCGAGUAUCUGCCCACAAGCAGCGACAACAGCCUGGGUACAGUAUCCGGUCGCCAUGAAAGCUGGGAGUUUGAUAGCGGAGCCAGAGAUUUAUCUCCCGAACCGCACACCCUUCAAAAAUUGGUCGAGGCGGCAGCCGGUGGUAGCGGAAACAUGCUCGAGCUCGCCAAUAAGCUCCACGCCGCAGCUCUGUCUUCGCUACGAUCUGAGGUCGCCGAAUUAAACGCGAGGCUGUUGGCAGCUACCAGAUCGCGAGAAGCGACCGAUGCAGCUUUGAUAAGGGCUGAAGCGCAGGCUUCGAGGGCAGAACAAAGAGCGGAACAGCAGGCUGCUAGACACGAGGAAAGGCUCACUGAACUUCAUUCUGUAAUUGCCGAACUUGGACGUCAAUUAGAACGACACAGAGCUACGGUUAUCGCCGAAGAAGACGAAUCCGAAAUUGAGACCAGUCGGGAUGCCGAAGGAUCCAUUACCAAUCCAGUUGAGGAGAGCGAAGGCGGAGGUGAUCUACACGGAGACGGAGAUCGAACCCUUGGCGACGCGGAUUCCAGUUGUUGCGGUGAAAUCGAACACCGUCCAACAGAGAACGGCAGAGAAACCUUGGAGAGUCCAGCAGCCCUUCCGACUCCUGAACCAACUCAGCAAGCUGCCUCGUGUCAGAGCGUCGUCGUAGCCGCCCUUCAGGAUGAGGUGAACGCCUUGAAAACGGAAAUUGCAAGCUUACAGGCUCAACUGGCUCAGUACAAAAAUCAGGGACAAAACAAUUUUCCUGCCAAUCGCAGCGACUCUCUACGACGUGAUCUCAGGAUACGGGGUAACACAAGCUCCCCUGAGCCGCUAACGGCUCCGUGUUCGCCGUUGUUACCUCCGCUGCAAACUCCGCCAACGAAAACAAUAUCCAGAGAGGAAGCACCCGUUCUGAAGAUGGCAGAACGAGUAAGACUAAAACGUACCGACGAAAGACAUAUUACUGGACCCGAUAUCACCAAUCUCGGUGUUUGCUCAACUAUGGUGGCUGAGCAUCUGGUAUCCGAUCUUAUGGAGCAGUCGAACUUGCAGGAAUUAAAUGGUUCGGAGCAGCAAUUCGAGGUCGAAACUGAGAGGCUAAACAGCAGACUGGAGCAUGCUAAGGCUAAUAAUGCCGUUCUGGCACUCACUCUUCACGAGAGUAAAGCCCAAUGUGACAGGCUCAGCUUGCUGGUCGGAAAAUACGAAUCAAACGCGACCGCGCUACGUUUAGCAUUAUCGUACAGCGACCGGGCUAUCGAAGCUUACGAUGUUCUCGUAGCCCUACUAGAAAGUGAGAUAGCAUUGUCCACUGACCGAAGUAACGCGACGAUUGACAUCAGGAGAACUGCGGAGAACGUCGCGUAUCAUGUGUUGAAUAGGCUUGAAAACGAUUGCACAGCGUUAGGCGCACCCUGGGAGGACAGUAUGGUUUUGUCCGACGACUCCGAAGUAACUUGGGGGAUCGACGAUGAAAAACGGCUUAGGAAGCAUAUUAGUAGAAUGAAAAGCGACCGGGCGAUGGUUCGAUCUACUGCAGUUGAACUGGAAAGUGUUCACGCGGAGCCGUUGAACUCGAAGAAUACGAUUUCACUAGCUGAGGCCAGAAAAUUAGAUCUAGAAACGGCCGUACUUAUGCAGGAAUUGAUGGCUAUGAGAGAGGACAAGGCUGAGCUAAGGGCGAGAGUAUUUCUUUUGGAAAAAGAACGGGCAACAAUAGAAUUAAAACUGGGUGUUCAGGACACGCAGAUAGCCGCACAGUACGCAGCUAUAUUGCACCUUCAGGAACAACUGGGAGACAUGGAAGCCACACCGGCAAUAACGGCUAAUAAGGAUCACAUCAUGAGCGAUAACGAGAGCGAGGGCAUGGAGUCGGAAUUGAUUGAAGCAUUGGGAAGAGAAGCGAGAUUAAAAGAUCGUCUUCAAAAGCUCGUAUCUACUUUUGACAAAGUCUAUGCCAAUCUGGAUUCCCGACAUCUUCAGUCCGACGAGCUUGUAAAAGACUUGAAACGAGCAAAUGGAGCUUUGGUACAGUCUAUGGAAAAAUCAAAGAAAAAAUAUCAAUCUCGACUUAAGAAGCUGGAGCAACAAAUGCUGGAAAUGGUAGAGAGACAUGGAGCACAGGUAAGGUCACUGAAGCAGCGUAUAGCGAUGUUAGAGGAGGAGUCGACCGGAUACAAGGGAACAUUGCCCCUGCAAUCUCAGAGUUCUGGCGCGAGUGAGACUUCAUUAUGACACACAAGUAGAUAAGAGUUGGAAGAAUGACUAAAGAUUUAAGCAACAAGUAUUUUUAAAUACUUUUUUCCUAUCGUCAGUGAUCGUGGAUGCGGUCGGUCGCGACGGAUCGAAUCUAUGUAUUUUUUUACUUGGGAAUAAUAAUUAUUGCCUGAAAAUCUAAUUGCCUGGCUGCUAGCAAAUCGCUUUGUAAUUAAUUAUUUUAUAAUUCUGUGACGUAAUAAUAUGCAGCUAUCAUCGUAAUUUAUAUAAAUAUAUACAUAUAUAUUAAUGUACACACGCUAGGCCUGUGAAAAAAACGAAAACAUAAAAAGAAAAAAUCUAACAAUAUACAAUCUAAUAUACUGAUGUCUUUCCGAACAACUUCUGAUACCUUAUAAUAGGUAACAGAUAUUGACCAUUAAAUAGUUAUAAACAUUAGCUAGUGAUUUUGAUUUGUAAAUAUGUAUAUUGUAGGCAUACUUGAAGCGUGAUAAAUGUAGACUACCGAUAAAUAAAAUGUGCUUUAUAUAA